This is a messenger RNA of Oldenlandia corymbosa var. corymbosa, 861 nucleotides long. Lineage: Eukaryota; Viridiplantae; Streptophyta; Magnoliopsida; Gentianales; Rubiaceae. The record is from the annotation of a GenBank genome assembly.
AUGGGACAAGCUUUAGGAUGCAUUCAAGUAGAUCAGUCAAAGGUUGCAAUCAAAGAAAAUUUCGGGAAGUUUAAUGAUGUCCUUGAGCCUGGUUGUCACUGCAUGCCCUGGUGUUUAGGGAGCCAAGUUGCUGGCUACCUGACGUUGCGAGUGCAGCAACUAGACGUUAGAUGCGAAACCAAGACAAAGGAUAAUGUCUUCGUCAUAGUGGUUGCUUCAAUUCAGUAUCGAGCCUUACCUGACAAAGCUGAAGACGCUUUCUAUAAGCUCAGCAAUACCAGGGAGCAGAUUCAAGCUUAUGUCUUUGAUGUUGUCAGGGCAAGUGUACCAAAGUUGGAGCUUGACAAUGUCUUCGAGCAAAAAACUGAAAUUGCUAAAGCAGUGGAAAAUGAGCUCGAAAAGGCCAUGUCUCAUUAUGGUUAUGAAAUAGUCCAGACACUCAUCGUAGAUAUAGAACCAGACGAGCAAGUUAAAAGGGCAAUGAAUGAGAUAAAUGCAGCUUCAAGAAUGAGGGUAGCUGCAAAUGAGAAGGCCGAGGCUGAGAAAAUAUUGCAGAUAAAGCGAGCUGAAGGUGAAGCGGAGUCGAAAUAUUUGGCUGGACUUGGUGUAGCACGUCAACGUCAAGCCAUCGUAGAUGGACUGAGAGACAGUGUGCUUGGCUUCGCAUCUAACGUGCCUGGGACUACCUCCAAGGAUGUCAUGGACAUGGUUUUAGUAACUCAGUACUUUGACACCAUGAAGGAGAUCGGUGCAUCUUCAAAAUCUUCCUGUGUCUUCAUUCCUCAUGGCCCAGGGGCUGUUAAAGAUAUUGCCACACAAAUCAGGGAUGGAUUGCUUCAAGGUAAUGCAGCUGAACAGUGA